Messenger RNA from Aspergillus nidulans FGSC A4, 4236 nucleotides. RefSeq names its product GTPase-activating protein BEM3. Lineage: Eukaryota; Fungi; Ascomycota; Eurotiomycetes; Eurotiales; Aspergillaceae. The record is from RefSeq and is a predicted model, not a curated record. Gene Ontology annotation, molecular function: GTPase activator activity; phosphatidylinositol binding. Bases 1 to 4236 code for a protein of 1411 amino acids. Gene Ontology annotation, biological process: signal transduction. Gene Ontology annotation, cellular component: cell periphery. The transcript is spliced from 3 exons.
AUGUCGCAGGCUAAGCGGCAGGAUAACGACCACACCUUCAGCUCCCUGCAUACCAGUUUCGCGGAACCCCCUACAGCACUACGAUCGAGCGCGCAGGCCCUCCAUUCUGGAUCGGCUGUCAGGGUUUCUCCCCGCAAGCAAAGACCCUCCCCCCUGCAUACGAACGCACGAGCUUUGUCACCCCAGCGGACCGAUUCGAGUUUAUCACAGAGGACAGCAUCCCCAAGUUCAUCUGCGACUACAUCACCGCUCGAAAACCUGACCACCAUUAGUGAAAUAGCCCAUGCCGCAUUUCCAGCCCCUCCAUCAAGAAUUAGUUCAAUCCCUUUGAGCGCAUCGCACACAUUACGACAGCGGACACCGAGAGGUAUCAAUCAGGAUGAUACAAAAAUGACUGAAAAGGCGAGCGAUAUCAUCAAGGCCCGGAAGGACUCUGAUGUAGCCGAAUCUAGCAAGUCAGAAUCACCUUCCAGGGUGUCAUCUAUCGGCUCUCUACAGUCAAAUAACAGAGAAAAGACAAACCAUCGUGCUAUGCCACGCACCUCAUCUAUCGACUCUGCAAUAUCCUCCCUUUCCUCAGCCUCGCAAUCACACAAGUCUUCGUUCGAUGUCAGUGCGGUCAGCCAGGCGGAUAUUGACAACUUAAUAAAUGCGGCUGGGUCGCCAGAUGCUGUUAUAAUACAUCUUUUGAAGGAGAAGCACCAUGCGGCUUCGCAGAACGCCCAAUUAUGGAAACUCGUUGAUAAGCAGCGAACUUUGAUCAUGGGUCUGAACAAAGACUUAGAACGUGCUUUGAAAGAUAAAGAACGAUACAAGAAGAAAGUCAAAGAGCUCCAAACUGCAGCGCCUCCACUCCCUUCUACAGAAGUUCAUUCUCGACAGUCUUCAACUCCAGGGACAAAAGAUGCUUCGAGCGGCGGGUUAUCAGCGCAGGCCACCAGUAGCAGCAAGACUGCCGGGCAACCGCAACGCACCGACACCCUCGACAGCCAGGACUCUACCAACAUCACCCCUAGUUUGAAACAGCUUAUCGAAACCGAGUUACUAACUGAAGAACCUGAUUUGCGAUUUGACUCGCAAAGUUCCCAACGGCUGACCUCGGCCCAGGAGGCAUCAGCUGCCACAAGCCCGACGCCUUUAGCCAGCCCGAGUUCUGCAUUGGGCGCCAGCAAAAGCCAGAAAUUCCCAAAUCCGGCCCGAAAGCCUCCUCCUGCACCGUUGAAUUUAGGGCACCCGGACCGCACGACGACACUGCGCGAAGCGUCUGAUUCCGAGUCCGAAUAUGAAGAUAUUCUUACGGUCGAAGAGUCCCCGAUAGAACGUGGGAGGAGAAAGACAAGGGCCGAUGAUGACAAGCAGCGCGAAGUAGCCCUAUCUCGCGAGGUAGUGAAUAUUGAAACAUCAGAGCAGAGCCAACCUCUUUCCCCAAAGACGGGAAACCCAAUGACUGCGGGCCACUUGUCAUCAGACGUACGCCGCGUAGUCCCCUUGGGAGCAAUGACGGCCUCUAUGGGCGCUAGUGUGGCUCUGCCUUCAAUAGGUGAUCGUCAUAUCAUGAACGGCCCAAAGAGUCCUGGUUUACCUCUAAGCCCGAGACCUGAAGACCGUCCUCUUGGUUCUCCUGUGCCACGAAUGCCACGGGAAAUGCAGACUCCCUUUUCUUCCUUAGCCAUGUCUUCGAGCAACAAUCCAACUGGGCUUAUUUUGUCCCCCCGUCUUGGGAAGGACCAGACCGCCGCGUCCCAUGUCGUAUCGAACACCCCUACGCACCCUCAAUUCCAUCUUGAUCCGUUCAAUCGUCCCGUACCCUCAAUCGAUGCGGCUGUGAAAAUCGAUAGCCCCCGAUCCCCAGGGUCAAUGCCCAGCGGGAUUUAUCAAGGUUUGAGAUCUGACGAUUAUCCGAAUCUUCUACUACCUCCAAAUGCGCUUCCCCUCGUCCAGAUCAAGGUUUCGUCGUCUAGAUUGCGGCCUUCCAGAAAUAGCUACAUGGUCUCUCGGCCAUUAGACGAGGAACCGGUUUUUACAUUGAGCGUCUACUCACGGUCAGAGAAUUUCGAGCUUUGGCGAGUUGAAAAGGUUAUCGCUGCGCUACCUCAACUCGAUAACCAGUUAAGACAACUUUCUCAUCUUCAAGCGAGGCUACCUGAUCGGUCUAUAUUUAGUGGACAUUCUCCUGCUAAGGUGGACGCAAGGCGUGCCGCCCUAAACUCAUAUUUUGAUGACCUCCUCGAGAACCCGCUGGAUGAGAGAGCAGCAUUGGUCCUUUGUCAGUUCCUUACUUCGGACGCAAUCGAGCCUCGAGAUGACGAGACGAGCUUGCUCAAAGGUAAUCACCAGCCGGGGUCCGAAAUUGCGCGUGGUCCGGAUGGAAAGCCUAGAAAGGAAGGAUAUUUAACAAAGAGGGGUAAAAAUUUUGGUGGCUGGAAAGCGCGCUACUUCGUUUUACAUGGUCCCGAACUCAAGUAUUUCGAAGCCCCAGGAGGCGCUCAUCUUGGAACCAUUAAGAUCGCCAACGCACAGAUCGGGAAACAGUCGCAACAGGCGCAAGGUCCUUCGCGAGCCGACGACGAUGAUUCUGAUAAUCAAUACCGUCAUGCCUUCCUUAUUUUGGAGCCCAAAAAGAAAGACUCUUCCGCCCUCGUGCGCCAUGUCUUGUGCGCUGAAAGCGAUGAUGAGAGAGAUACGUGGGUUGAAGCGCUCUUGGAAUAUGUUGAAGGAGCUCCAGCAAAUGAUAGCGCUCAAGCCCAGACGGCUCCUAAUAAUGCAACGAACACCUCUUCAAAAAACAAGUUGUUCUCCAACGGUAGCAAAAAAGGCAAAGGGACGGACAGCCCAGAUAUUGAGCCAUCUGACACCGUCCAGGGCUUCAGUUUUGAAGAUGCUGUUCCCGCCGAACCGCCUGUUAUUGGCUCUUCUGAUCCGCGGACACCAAGAUCGCCAAUGUUCCCAACGGUCCCUUUCCAAGAACCAAGCGACAACAACCAGCCCGACCAUGGCCAGCUCUCAUCAAAAGUGAUAUCUGCACCCACUAAUGGCGCAGUGAUACAAGACGCUGGCGCUUGGGGAAAUAAGACCUCAAGCACUAAAGAGAAGAAGCGCAGUAUCUGGGGAUUUCGUACAAGGUCAUCCAUCGAUCUUGCUUCCCAUCUUCAAGCUGUCUCCGAGGGUCCUCCUAUCCAGCUUCAUGGUACAGGCAAUGAGAAAAGGGAAUUGAUAAAACCAGUAUUUGGGAUGCCGCUGGUAGAAGCAGUGCGAGAUUGCGCGCCGUUUGACGUUGAUGUCGAAUUACCUGCUGUGGUUUAUCGCUGCCUCGAAUAUCUCAGAGCCAAGAAGGCGGAAUUGGAAGAAGGCAUAUUUCGUUUGAGUGGAUCGAACGUCGUUGUGAAGGCGCUGAGGGAACGAUUCAAUACUGAAGGAGAUGUCGAUUUCCUCGCCGGAGAACAAUAUUAUGACGUACAUGCUGUGGCCUCACUUUUCAAACAAUACCUUCGGGAGCUACCAUCGACCGUACUCACGCGCGAACUACAUAUAGAAUUCUUGCGUGUCCUUGAUAUCAACGAGAAGCAGAAGAAAGUUGUCGCCUUCAACUCAUUGGUUCGCAGACUCCCGAAGCCAAAUCUGGCCUUGCUGCGAGCAUUGGUUCAAUUUUUGAUUGUCAUUGUCAACAAUUCCGACGUUAACAAAAUGACUGUCAGGAAUGUGGGCAUUGUCUUUGCUCCUACUCUUAAUAUACCAGCUCCCGUUUUCUCGUUGUUCCUUACUGAAUACGAUGAAAUUUUCAAUGAUGCGCAAGAACCUGCCGUGAACACAGUGGAUCUGGUUGUUGAUAAUCCGUUGACACCAGAAGACAUUCGGUCUCCUCGGCGUCAAAUGUUCUCUGAUAUACCUACGCCCGCACACAAUCAGAUGACAUUCCCCCGGCCAGGAGACGGUCCAGAUGAAUACAGUUCGCGUCAUGACACUGGCUUCAUUCCCAUGCAGCCGAGUUAUGAAACUCUUGCUGCAGAUAGGGCGGAGACCUACAGCCAACCGCCAGCGGCUGUGAGCAGGACGUUGGCUCCAGAAUCUGACAGCAACCGCAAUGCCAAGGCCAAGCGAAGGGAAAGCAACAUCCUUUUCAUGGAUUUCAACAACGAUGAUCCGCCUCAGCUGUCUCAUGACAAUUUUGGUAAGUACUUAGUUUGUUCACAUUAUCCUUCUUUUCCUCCAUUCUUCCAGCCCAAGUGUGCAUACUGA